GGGGGCUUUGACUAAUUUGACUCUACAAGCGCCAAUUUUAAAAGUGUUAAUGGAAGGUUCUCUGCGAUACCGAUCGUACCCUUCUUUUUCUUCCUCUGUGAGCUUCGGAUUUCUCUCGCUCCUAUUUGGCCUGACAUCCGCGUGGCUUCCAUAAGAUGCGCGAGCCAGCUGUGCGCCGAAAUAGUGGGCGUACUUCGCAAGAACACUCCAGGCGUGUAAGACCAUGACAACGAUGGCCACAAGCUCAUCUCCAGCAGAUGGAGACCUGGUUGAAAUGAUACUUGAAGACGAAGUGGUUUCCUUCAGCAGGACUGUUUUAAUGCAGUCUAGCCCCUUCUUUCAAGAUACUUUCAAGGACGUAGAAGGCAAAAAGAAACGGGCAAUCGUCUCUGGAGUGAGGGGCCAGACGUUUAAAGAUCUCCUGGAGUAUAUGAAAUCUGGAAAGCUGGAAUUAUCUUGCAACACUGUAGCAGAUAUAUUUCAUGCUGCCUGUAAGCUUCAAAUGCCAGACAUCAUUCAUCGGUGCAUUGAGAUGGAAGCACACUCAAGCGCAAUUGGAAGACAAAUUAUUUUGUACAAGACAGCAAAGCGCAUGAAUAACGUGCAUGAAAAGAACUCUGCUUUCUACCACCUUGUAUCAAAUUUCGCACUUGUUGCACAAUCGGACGAGUUUCUGCAGCUUGACGCUGGUGAUGUGUGCGAACUUCUAUCAUCUGAUGUCAUAGGCUGCAAAGGAGAACUCGACGUGUUUAAUGCCGCCUGUCGCUGGUUAAGCCAUAAAGUAGAAGAACGGAUGAAUCAGGCUGCACGCUUGAUGUACUGCGUGCGAUUCCCAUUGAUGAGUUUGAUGGAGCUGAGCCACUGUGUCGAAGCAAAGAUUCCACCUGGCCUUCAAGACGUUCACAAUGUUCGCGUCAUGAUCCUCAGUGCUGUGUGCUUCUGGGUUGCCAGAACUGCUGGAAAAGAAGCGGAAGUGGGGCAUCUAGCUCGCACGCCUCGCCGCUACAUCACAGAAGUUCCUGGGGUGCCGGGAGGUAAGGAGCUGCAAUCAUCGGAUGACGCCGGGGAAGCGGAGCUGCCGUCACUAAUUUCUGUGACGCUGGGAGCGGCAAAGGCUCGCUUGGUUCCCACGAGUCACCUAAGCCCUCGAGCGUGUACUCGGGAACACUGGGUUGCACAUCUACAGGAGUCGAGGCAGUUCCACAGUCCCGAUCACGAAACAGAACAAGUCAGGAGCUUAUCAGCGCUGUCCUCGACAGCCGAGUCUGACAGUCCCGUCGACAGCCUUGCACCGACUGUGUGCGAGUCUAGUCUCAACGACACAUCCUCGUUCGAUGCUCAGGCGUCACGUCCAACCACACAGGAGAGCAACGGAGAGACGAUGGUGCAUGACUCGCAAAGUUUUUUUUCUCAGUCUGACUCUUGUUACCGAAGUGAAGAGAAAAAUAAGUUGUACUUUGAGUCGGUUGACACCGACAGCGUAACGAUGCACAGUGACGGUGACAGAGUUCACAAAAAUGAACUGGAAAAUAUGAAGACACGGUAUCUGCUUGGCAGUCAAACAGCCGUCCAGCAUGAAGCCUUGAUUAGGCAAUCAUCACCGCUUUCCGAACACCCGGAAAUGGAUUUUUUCGUUGUUAGCCCAAAUUCGCCUCAGUGCUCCGCAGAACCACUGGCAUCCAUCUCUGUGCAAACAGAACAUAUCCUCAGUGAAACUCCAGGCAAGGAUGCUGAGCCAGGCACAUUGUUCCUGAUUGGUGGAGUCGAGGCGAACGAAAGCCCGUCAGAGUGCCCGAUUCUAAGCUACAACAUCAAGGGAAACGCUUGGAACCAAACAAAAACGCUUCCAGUUCACCGCUAUGGGCACAAAGCUGUCUUUUUAGAUGGCUACAUAUACAUCAUAGGUGGUUUUGAAAACUUCAGUCCAAUGAACCUUGAGAAAGCUGCGAGUCGAUCCUGCUUUUGGUUCGAGGUGAGCUCUGGCAGGUGGGGAAUCAUGGCUCCCCUGAACAACCCAAGAGCGUACCAUGGCCUUGCGGUCCUGGACGAAAAUAUUUACGUCGUCGGUGGAGUGGACAGUGCCAACAGGCUUUUGAGCUGCCUCGAACGCUACGACAAAGAGACUGAUGAGUGGACAAAGCUCAGCGGCGAACUUUAUUCCCCAAGAAUGGCCAUGGGGUUCUGCAGCCAUAAGCGACAGCUUUGGGUUGCCGGUGGCAUUGUACAAAUUGGCCGGAGGACGUGUUCCACUGCCUACGUGGAAGUCUACGAUCCUAAAACAGAAAGGUGGUCUUUCGCGGUGAACUUCCUUCCUUCGCCGCGGAGUUGCUUGACGCUGGUGGAGUGCGGCGACGACUUGUACGCCGUGGGCGGCCUCCUCAGCCACCGGUCCGGCAAAAGACGCAUCUUCACCACGGUCGAGGAUACGCUCGUGUUCGUGGAUGAGCGCAACACCUGGGUGAACCGCGCGCCCAUGCCCAACGCCCGACACAGCACCGUCGCCGUCGCUCACGACGACAUGAUCUUAAUCAUCGGAGGCCGGCAAGCCGAGAGGCCCGACUUCCACUUCGACAACAUCCUGGCGUACGACACGAAGAUGAACAAGUGGUACCUGCUCGCAAACCUGCCGAGGAGUGUGGUGGACUACCACUGCGUGCUGGCACCACCCGAAGAGAGCUCGGAAAGCUUACGAGAGGUGCUGACCAGCCGUGGCGACCACAGGUCGACAAACAAGCUGGUCGAAAAAUUCAGAGUUGCAGCUCCGGACGUGAAGUCCUACUCUCAGGGAGACAUUGCUAUUGUGCGGCAGUACAAGUAGCACGCCUUCCCGUGGCGUGCGCCUAAAUUCUGCUAAUUAAAUAAUUUGGCUCAAA
Rhipicephalus sanguineus (brown dog tick) is the source of this 2873-nucleotide messenger RNA. RefSeq lists its product as uncharacterized. The transcript has 12 exons. Lineage: Eukaryota; Metazoa; Arthropoda; Arachnida; Ixodida; Ixodidae. Gene Ontology annotation, molecular function: protein binding. The record is from RefSeq and is a predicted model, not a curated record. Bases 224 to 2818 code for a protein of 864 amino acids.